UUGGCAUAAUGGCAUUUCAUUUGUUUAUUUCAAUUCCACCUCCUUACACUCUUCUUUGGCUUCAUCUUCCACCUCACUGAUGAUUUGUUCAUCGAUCUCAUGCAUGAGGGUUUAGAUUCAAGGUGUUUUCAGAAUUGUUGGUGGUGUGAUCGACGGCUUCAUCAAUGAGAUUGACACCCCACUGAAGGGAAGGACGUGUAAUAUAUGAAAUAUCGAUCUUCAUGAUCUCCUUUCAAGUGGAAUUCUACAGUGGACUCCAUAUACAAUUUCAAAAUGUUAACCUUGGACGUGGUGAAAUUCCAUCCAUAAGACAUCUUCAAGUAUCUCAUUAGUCAAAGGCUUUGGCAUUUGAAACGGCUCGAGCUACUAUAUUAUAUGAAAUAAUGGUGGUGACCUUUCUUAUCCUUUUAAGAUCAAAAUCAAAUUAAUGAAAAUAUAUACAUAUCUAUCUGGUUACAGAGUCUUAAUCAAAUCUUUUCAGCAUCAUUUAAAUAAACUUAAGCGUCAUCUACUCAACUCUCCAUUAGUUUCUUCUACAACUUAAUUAAACAAAGGCAUAGCUUAAAAUAUGAUAAGUGCAAAACACACUCCCCCAUGACUCCAUUAAAGAGAAACUAGAAGUAAGUAAAGUAAUUAAAGCACAAUAUUAAUAUCAAAAAUGGUUUCAAGUGCGGUUGCCCACAUGCCUAACUUAAUUUGUACCCUCUCAUUAGCUAGCAUUUAUAACAUGUGUUACUUGUUUUUUAAUCUACAUUUGUUACUCGUUUUCAAAUGGGUUCAGAAUAUUAACAUAGUCUUAAUAUUAGAUAUACAAACAAAUUUUAUAAAGAUUUUUAUAUAAACUGAUAUAGUAGAAAAUAAAUAAAAACGUGGAUAUAAUCUGUUAACAUAGUUUUAUUGACUCGAUCAUGAUACGAAUGAUGUGAUACUUUAGUUAUAUUUUAGAUUCUCUUGUUUUUUUAGAAAGAUUUCACUUUGGUUUUAACAUUUUCUUCGUAAAGGAGGUGGGCAGGAAUUGAGCAACAAAAUUAAUUCACAGCUUAGGCACAUGUUUAGUUGACUCUUUGUCGCUUUCUAUUAAGCACCCUCUAUAAAUUAAGCACUUCUGGUUAGUGACUUUACAACACAACCCAGAGAAGCAGAAGCUCAAACAAAUUGAAGCUCUGAGUGUUGUGCAUGUUCAAGAGAAUCAUUAAUAUCAAGAUGGUGAACAUGAAGUUCUGCAAAGAGAAGAAGCUCAAAGUCAUAUUGGUUCCAUAUCCUGCACAAGGGCAUGUCACUCCCAUGUUGAAGCUGGCCUCAGCCAUUCUCAACGACGGAUUAAUAAAGGAGGCAGUGCUUGUGACACCAGAAUUCAUUCACAAUCGAGUCAUAUCGAGUAUCGACUCCAAGAACAAGAUCAGAUGCAUGUCAAUACCAGAUGGGUUGGAGAAGGAUGCUCCGCGAGACUUCUUUGCCAUAGAAAAUGCAAUGGAAAACUUCAUGCCUGCUCACUUGGAGAAGCUUAUUGGUAAUAUUGUUGAUGAAGAUGAUGAUGGGAGAGUGGUGUGUGUUGUGGUUGAUUUGGUAGCAUCAUGGGCUAUUCAAGUCGCUGAUCGGUGUGGCCUCCCUGUGGCGGGGUUUUGGCCUGCUAUGCUCGCCACUUACUGCUUGAUUGCGGCUAUUCCUGACAUGGUCCAAGCCGGCUACAUUUCUGAUGAUACGGGUUGUCCUCAAGUACAAGAAAAGGCACACUUACUUCCUAAUCAGCCAAUGUUAUCCACAGAAGAUCUUCCAUGGCUGAUUGGAACUCCUUCUGCAAGAAAAUCAAGAUUCAAGUUUUGGACCAGAACAUUAGACAGAUUGAGAAAGCUAAGAUGGCUACUGGUCAACUCUUUCCCAGAAGAAUACAUAGAUAUAAAGAAACAAUAUCAGUUAAAUGGAAGUCAUCAGCAACCUCUAGUUUAUCUAGUUGGACCUCUGAGUCAUCAUGCAAUAAUCAGAAACCCUAGCUUCUGGGAAGAAGACAUGAGCUGCAUAGAAUGGCUGGACAAACAGAAGCCAAACUCAGUCGUUUACAUCUCGUUCGGGAGCUGGGUUAGCCCCAUUGGCGAAGCCAAAGUGAAGAGCCUCGCGAUGGCGCUUGAAGCCUCGGAUUUGAAUUUCAUUUGGGUGCUAGGGUUAGCGUGGCAAGAGGGAUUACCGAACGGGUUUUUAGAGAGAACAACAAAAUCUUUAAAAGGAAAAGUGGUUUCAUGGGCGCCGCAAAUGAAGGUGCUGCGACACGAAGCUGUGGGGUGUUAUCUCACGCAUUGCGGGUGGAACUCGACUAUGGAAGCCAUUGAAUGCAGGAAGAGACUGCUGUGCUGGCCGGUGGCGGGGGAUCAGUUCGUGAACUGUGCUUAUAUUGUGAAGAUAUGGAAGAUUGGAGUAAAGAUCAAUGGCUUUGGACAGAAGGAUAUUGAAGAGGGAUUGAAGAGAGUGAUGAUGGAGGAGAAUGUUGAGAUGAAUAAUAGGUUAAUGAAGCUGCAUAAGAGGACUAUGGAAGAAGAUGCGAGGUCAAGAGUAAUGGCGAAUCUCAUAGCCUUUGUUGAUGACCUUAAUAAUAAAAUUACAAAUUCUAGUCAGAACCAAAAGAAGAGGAUGAAGGAUGUUCAAUAUCAAUACUUGUAUUAAUCUCUGAUGAAUUUUUGUUUCUUUAAUA
Pistacia vera is the source of this 2683-nucleotide messenger RNA. RefSeq names its product UDP-glycosyltransferase 82A1. NCBI's taxonomy places the organism in Eukaryota, Viridiplantae, Streptophyta, Magnoliopsida, Sapindales, Anacardiaceae. The transcript is spliced from 6 exons. The record is from RefSeq and is a predicted model, not a curated record. Gene Ontology annotation, molecular function: UDP-glycosyltransferase activity. The coding region runs from base 1177 to 2655 and encodes 492 amino acids.